Musa acuminata AAA Group (dessert banana) is the source of this 1709-nucleotide messenger RNA. Its product is annotated as probable calcium-binding protein CML18. The transcript is spliced from 2 exons. The record is from RefSeq and is a predicted model, not a curated record. The coding region runs from base 73 to 606 and encodes 177 amino acids. Gene Ontology annotation, molecular function: calcium ion binding. NCBI's taxonomy places the organism in Eukaryota, Viridiplantae, Streptophyta, Magnoliopsida, Zingiberales, Musaceae.
GUCCCUCUUAUAAAGGAAACCGAAUCCUUUGGUCGCUGCUUCACACACUUACAUUAAUCCUCCCCCGUUGCAAUGGCAAAAUCGCAGAUCUCGUCGUCGUCUUCCACGCCCUCGCGCUCGUCUUCCGUCGGGUUGCACCGGAUGGACGAGCUCGAGAAGGUCUUCGCCCGCUUCGAUGCCGACGGCGAUGGCAGAAUCUCCGCCUCCGAGCUCGCCGCCGUCCUCCGAGCCCUCGGAUCCGACCCCUCUCCUGAUGAGAUCCGCGACAUGAUCGCCGAGAUGGACGCCGACCGCGAUGGCUUCGUUGAUCUCCAGGAGUUCGCCGCCUUCCACCGCUGCGGCGUUGGCCGCGGUGGCGCGGAGGCGGAGCUUAAGGACGCGUUCCGGAUGUAUGAUCUCGACAGCGACGGGCUGAUCUCGGUGGACGAGCUCCUCCGGGUCAUGAGGAGCCUGGGGGAGAAGUGCACCCUGGAGGACUGUGCGCGGAUGAUCAGGUCGGUCGACUCGGACGGCGACGGCAGCGUCAGCUUCGAGGAGUUCAAAACUAUGAUGACCGGCGGUUGUGGCGGUCUCGGCAGCAGCGGGAGGAAGCCGGCCGCAGCAUAAGAACGUGUCGUUGAGAUUAAAUUGGUAAAAGUGUGCUGAUAAUAUGUCAACAAGUUUUCCAAAAAGGCAUGAAAUCAUUACCGAAGACACAAGGAAAACAAAGUAAAUGGUUUCGAGCCUUGGUUGUUCAACGACGAGAAGCAAUGCAGCGAGGAAGCAGAAUCGAGUAAGUGGCAGAGAAGAAGCAACUCGGGGUGCAGGUAGAGCAGAACCGCACUUGAGGUGAGAGUGAAGUGAGGUGUUGUUACCUUUUUUUUAUAUUAGUUGUCGUGCAUAUAAUCUCUUACUUUCUUUUCCUACUUCACACUUGAAACUUGAACUCCUCCUUUGGCACCCGCUCCAGAAAGCCUAAGCACAAAGGCUGCAAUGUGGUGAACAAAGCAUGUGCUGACACUACUAACAGCUGGUAUGUUCUUUUUAGCAAUUUCAGGUGAAUCCUCAUCCAUAAAUGCCAUUAUUGGCAACUCAAAUCGUCAACACUAAAAUGCUGACUAUAGAAAUGCUUUCGUUUUUGCACAUUGUUCUGUUGUAAAUAGAAAUGCUUUCUUGGAUUCAACUAUUGUAGUAGUGAAGGUGAGGACUGAUUGAGAACUGAUUGAGAAGAGUGUUUGUGCGUGCACAAUGAGCAGUGGCGGUGCACGGUGAGAGAGAAGGCAGAGAGCGCGCAGCUAACUGUGGCGGCGCAGAGAGAGAGAGAAAGAGAAGAACAGAGAGAGGUAAAAAGAGAGAGAGAGGGCAGCGUGCGUGCGUGCGUGAAGAGAACGGCAGCAGCGCACAGCGAGAGGAGAGAGAGAAAAAAAAAUCUAAAUUUUGACUUAAAUUAGUGGUCAAGCGUUGUCAAUUUUGACCUAAAUUUUACGUAGAUAAUCUUUACAGUAAAUUCUAUAAUUCUAACGAUGUUGAUAUACAGUUUACCUCUCUUAGGUACUUUCCUGCUGUACUCAUUUUGUGAGAUCUAGAAUUCUAAAUUCAGAUGAUGAUAUGUUAUUCUUGAGCCAAGAUCUAUGUUCUUGAUAUUAUUAUGAUCAUCUGGUUAUUCUAGAGAAGAUUUAUUGUAAACAUGUUAUCAUUACUAUUGAUAGUGGAAGUUUGAGGCGGACUAU